UCAGUCGCACUUUAAGACUGGUAGACAUGUUUUACGAAAAGAGGUUUAUUUUUCUACUCUUUGACGGUGUCCAGACGAAGUGAGGAUUUUUUGCUUCAGCGACCUUCGUCAACUUCGUAUUCACAGUGUUCUGUUUCAAGUAAGAAAACAAUGAGCGAGCUCAUAUCGACAGCUCCAUUGUACACAAGAGAUCGGGUCCACCAAACGAAAAUAGGGAAUAUUCUGUGUACUGGGAAAGGCUGUAUUGGCUGUGAUAGAAAGUUUCAGACUGGUGAUCAGGACUUGUCGGAAAUUUUAGGCGAGGUCGAUUUGGUGGAUUUUGACAAACAGGAGCCUCGGUUUUUAGCGACUUCUUCCUGUGCAAGAGGAUUUUCACAUAACUACGACAAACACAAUGACGGUCGGCAUGGAAACACAGCAUUGAUGCGAGCUAAAACAAAGAAGGGAAAACUUCUCAGCAGAUCGAAACUUCGAGUGCAAGAGCGAAAUAUUACCAAGGAUAGUGUAAAAGUUAAAGAAAGAGAUUUUCAGCCCGCUAAAAAUAAAAUGAGUAGGCCAGAGUCAUUAGCUGUUGAUCAAAACACAGAUACUAAUAGACGUUGUUACGGAAAAACUGUGAAGACUUCGGCUCAGUCAAAUCACAAAACAAUAGGAAAUAAAACUGUAUCUUUUUCGGCCCCUCUUGUUAGGCAGGGGACGUUUACUCUUGAAGUUAGUGAAACUGGAAAAUCAGGAACGAGUCAAGAACGUAGAAAUAACCGAAAACAAUCGACUGCUCCUCUGCAAACCAAUGGUCAUCACUGGAGAUCUCGGUCUCACCUCUCGAUAGCGGUUGAACCAGACACAAAUUUCUUGAAAGUCAGGCAGGGGGCGUCCACUCUUAUAAAUGGCGAGAAAGGAAUAUCAGAAAAGAGUCAAGAACACAUGAAGAACCGUAAACAAUCGACUGCUCCGCUGCAAACCAGUAAUCAUCACUUGAGAUCGCGAUCUUACCCUUUAAUGCCAGCACCGAAAACCAAUUUCUUGAAAAUGCUUCAUAACAGCAGUGUAGGAAUAUUUGACAUCAAGUCAAUGAAAAGCAAAAAGAAGUCUAAGUGGGUGAAAAAAGUUUUGAAAUCCGGAGUAAAAGAGGAAGAGAUAUUUCCUCAAAUUGAAGGUAGGAAAACCACGAGAGGCGGCAACAGAAACUUUAAGACAGCUAGAAACAGCCAAGAGGAAAGCACAUCAAAUUUACCUCAGAGACCUAACGAAAAAUACAGAAACAAGGAAAAAGACUUAAAAAAUAUAUCUUCGAAAGACAAAGGGUUUUCAGCUUCGGAAGAUGAUCGUCAAUGUUCGGUUCUUGUGAUUGAGCAUUCCCACGACGAAAUGAACACAAAAGAUGAGAGUUUAUACAAGCUUGGUUUCACAGCACAACGUAGUGAAAGAAAGAAGAACUUUCCCGACGUUUCAAUACUGGAAAUUGCCGAAAGUUUGGAAGGUUUUGUUCAGCUGGGAGUUAUAAAACUUAUCUGUCAAGAACACGAAGGUUGUUGGUAUAUUAUAGUGAGUAGCCGGAUUAUUCGUGAUUUUCUUGUUCAAAAUGGCGUAAAGAUGCGUGGCAGGAACUUCCAACUGAUCGAUUGUACGAAAAACUCAUAUUAAUCAAUGAUCUCUGCAAUCUGAUGGGCUCUCAGCAGUGCGAUUUGUUCACGAAUCGCUCCUCUCUUUUCGCUCUAAAUCGCAUCGUUUUCUCAGCUUGAAGAGAGCAACACCAAAGCAAAACUCUCAAUCAGCAACCGUACAGCAACCGAGUCUGGCCGUUGAGGGAGCCUGGAGUUAGAGCCACCUUCACGCGCCAUUGUUGGAAACCUGGUUGCCGGCUCCUACCCUAGCUGCCUGUAGAUUCUAGGGAGAUUACAGUAAAUGAUCCUCUCAGUCUUUCAGUCAGCCUUUCCUGCUUUUUCGAAGAAAUAUUUAGGAAUAAACUUAUAAAUAGACUGUCGUUUUUGGAACUGUCAUUUUGUCAGCAGUUUUUGAUUUUUCAUCUCAGUGCCUUUCCCAGCUGUUGCAUUUGCUAACACGGUGAAAUAUGUGUAAAAAAGGUAUCACGUGCACUUAUGUCAAAUGUACUCGUUAUUACGUGCACUUCAUUUUAACCAUUUACAUCCCAACACUGAUCAGAAUACAUACUCUUCAUACCGU
This is a messenger RNA of Pocillopora damicornis (cauliflower coral), 2184 nucleotides long. RefSeq lists its product as uncharacterized. NCBI's taxonomy places the organism in Eukaryota, Metazoa, Cnidaria, Anthozoa, Scleractinia, Pocilloporidae. The record is from RefSeq and is a predicted model, not a curated record.